AUGAAUCUGGUCUUGAGUGUAUAAAUCAUUCUUUAGAGAUAAAUCCGAAAAUUGCUCAUACUCAUCAUAGCAAAGGAUUUGCAUUAUCAGCUUUAGGUAGAUAAAAAGAAGCCAUAGAAUCUUUUAAUAAAGCAAUAGAACUUGAUAAUAAACUAAUAUGUGCUUACAGCGAUAAAGGAAUGUCUUAUCUUUUACUAAAAGAAUACUCUCUUGCAAUAGAAUGUUUUGAUAAAGCUCUUAGUUUUGAUGCUAAUUACACUUAAGCCUAAAAGGGAAAAAUUCAAGCAGAAAAAUUAUUAUUUUGAACACUAAAGGUACAGUUUAGCAUUUGUCGAAAUGCAAAAUGAAUUAAAUAGAAUUUAAUACAGAUUAUUAAAUCAAUUUUUUUCUUUUACUACUAUUUCUGUUUAGAGUAAAAAAAGGGUCUUACGAUAGUUAAAUUAUCUCUAAAAUACCUAUGGAAUGGCCAAAGCUUUUCUUGCUGAUACAAUCAUAUAUUCAGACUUUUUAUAAAAAUGGUUGGUAUUAUUAAGAAAUGGAAUAUAUAAAAGUAAGGACCAAGAUUCUGGAUGCUCCAUUUAAAUUAUUAUUUUAAAUCAACCCUUUUGUUAUUUUACAUGUAUAAUUUUAUUGUUUCAUAAUUAAGUUACUUGACAAAAAUACACUAAAAUAUACACAGAAUCACAUUCAAAAUAUUAAAUAAGCCAAUCCUUCCUCAAAAUAUUCAUGGAGUAAGGAGUAAUUACAAAUGCAUUUGGUGGGUGGAUAUUGAUUUGUUCUUUUUAAUUUGAAUUGAGAAAUUAUUUACUUUUUUCUGAUAUAAUUCCUCUUGAAUUUAUAAAUAUUAAUAAAACAAUAAUUGCAUUUACUUAAUUUAGAAGAAUUAUUAAUUAUUUUGUUACACUGAUAAGGUAACAAUAUACUCAAAUUAUUAUAGAUAUUUUGAAUACUAAAAUUAAGAGAGUUUAGAAUAGAAUUAGUAUAUCAUUUGA
Paramecium primaurelia is the source of this 992-nucleotide messenger RNA. Lineage: Eukaryota; Ciliophora; Oligohymenophorea; Peniculida; Parameciidae. The record is from the annotation of a GenBank genome assembly.